AAUCCUCCAUUAAAGCAUCUUAAGUCUCUUUUUGUGAGAGUUUAUGUGGUCGGGUCGGCAAAAUUUUCAGGUAAAAAGGGUAUACAGAAGAUUUUCUGAUCAACCCGACCCGUAGAAGCUUCUUUGUUGGCCGCGUAAAUUGGUGUCGCACGCGGCCAUCAGAUGAAGAACAUACAUUUAGACCCUGAAGCAAAGCCAAAGCUUUGAUAUUCUCAUAAAGAAUAGAGGUCAAGAAAAUCAUCAACGAAAAGCCCUAAUUUGCACUACACGGUAUUUCCCAACUAUUGUCUUAAAACCUCUGCCUUGCAUUACAAGCCACCUCUUCAAAGUGAUACAAAAUGGUGAGGAGAAGAGAAGGUCUUACCUUACCAAUCUCGUCUUCGACGCCAUCUCUUCCCGAGUCACUACCUGAUAUUAAAACAGUGGCUCCUCAUAAACCAAAACAACGGUUAUCUAAGCAGUUAUCAAUGCGUGAGACACCUCGAGAUGUUGCUUGGGAAAAAAGGCGCCGUCAGAUGUUAAAGAUUCAGGAGAAGAAACAAAAAAGCGUCUCUGAAAACGAUAACGAUUCGCCGGAUCUAACUGAUGAAGAUUUAAGGGAGCUUAAAGGGUCGAUCGAGUUAGGGUUUGGUUUCAGUGAAGAAGCCGGACAGAAGUUGUGCAACACGUUACCAGCAUUGGACCUUUACUUUGCUGUGAAUAGGCAGCUUUCGCCUCUCCCUUCACCUAGUAGCAGCAAUGGAGGAGAUGGAUCCUUGUCUUCUACUUCUGUUUCCUCAAGCAGCAUACCUUGUAGUCCAAAAACCGACUCGGAUUCAUUAAAGAUCUUAUGUCCAGGGGACAAUCCUCAACAAGUGAAGCAAAGAUUACGACAUUGGGCACAAGCCGUUGCAUGUUCUUUGAUGCAAUCUCACUGAUGAGUGUAUAUGUUGUGACUUUAAGUUUCAACUUGAAACACUUAUUCUUUUACUUUCGUGGGUGAAAUAGGACAGAGAAAGAAUCCUACUUCGUAGGAUCUCUCUGAACAAAGAAAAAGAUAGAGAAUUUUUGGGAGAAAGAAAAUAGAGAGAGUGUAAGAGAUUACGUACCGUACUCUCUACAUACUUGUGCAAAGGGAACAAGAUGAAAAGAUGUAGCCCUUUCUUGUUCUGUACUGCUUAUUAACAUUUAAUAUAUGGUCGUGGAUUUGAUGAUUAUUUUGAGUCUUUUUCAGGUUUUUUAUACUUUUGGAUGCAUUUGGAAAUUAUAAAGCAUUUGGGAGCAAAAUUGAAGAAAUCAAGCUAAAAAACGAAUGUGCAGUCUAAAAAAGGCAUCAGUGUUGAUCAACACCAUUCAUGGCCUAGUAAGAAGUCUGACAGUUUAAAGAUUUGAAGUUUCCAAAAUUUGCCCCAGAAGAUUUCCCUUUUUGUACUAUUAGUCCCUGCACGUUUUUGAGACAUUAUAUAUAGAUUUUUAAGGUUAUUGUUUAGACUUAACCUUUUACAUAUCCAUUCUAAGUUUUAUCUUUUCCUCUAGAAUUCCUUGAGAUUUUGGAAAGUACUUCAUCAGAGAUUUCAAAACCCUGUAGAGAGAAGAUUUUUUCUAAACUGUAUUCUUCUUUUGAUUUCUUUAUGCAAUCUUAUUCAAACAUGUUUUCU
Arabidopsis thaliana (thale cress) is the source of this 1637-nucleotide messenger RNA. RefSeq names its product carboxylate clamp-TPR protein (DUF1685). The record is from RefSeq and is marked reviewed. Lineage: Eukaryota; Viridiplantae; Streptophyta; Magnoliopsida; Brassicales; Brassicaceae. The coding region runs from base 339 to 917 and encodes 192 amino acids. The transcript is spliced from 3 exons.